CAGGACAAACUUCCCUCCACUUUACAGCCCUCCCUCCGGUCAUCUAUGGGGGACCACAUUUAAAAUGUAACCCCACCUGAAAUCUCCCAGAGACCAAUCAGCUACAGAAAGGUCAGAGCGAACGGCACACCCUCCUUUGUUCAAAGCCAAUCAGAGUGGAAGUGUGGCAUUUUGCCUGAGGGCAAAACUUACCCCUGGAUGCAUUAAUUACGCAUCACUAAGCUGUUGCCAAUGUGUUCACAACGGUGGACUAUCUUUUGGGCUUUUUGCUGCAGUUGUCUUCAUUCUUCAGUCUGUUUAGUAUGGAAAGUAGACAACAAUGGCUUACCAGGCUGAAAAACGAACUUAGCAACAGUCCUCUGGUGUCAAAUGUGGCUUUUGGGUUCAUCCUCAUGGGACUAGAGAAACUCGUGGAGCUGGAGUUUGAGUGUCCUUGCAACCCUGCGUGGAACGGAGCAUUUUCAUCAGCGUUCUUCAUCAUCCCUGCCGUCAUGGCCUUCACCUUGAUGCAGAUCAUCCAGGGGUGCAGGUGCAAUGCGUGGUGCAGGAAAACGGUUUCCCUCUCCAGCUUCGUGCCCGCUGUCAUUUGGCUGAUUUUGUUGUUCCUGGACGGCCAGUACUUUGCCUGCGCUAUGACAGACUGGGAGGGAAGAUUUGUGCUCGUUGACAAGGCAGCUCCGCAGAAGUGGUGCGAGCCAAUUAGAGAGGGAGAUGUCACCACACAAGAAUUAAUGCUCCGCUCACAGCGGCUGUUUGUGUUUUCUCAGGUAAUAGGAAUAAUCCUCCUCAUUUUCAUCUGUGUGGGUCUGGUCGUGUAUGUAAUCAGAGAGAGCUGCCAGCAGGAGGUGGAGAUGCAGGAUGCAGAUGUGGCUGAGCUCACCGUGCUCAGGAUGAGCUCCCUACGGACCAGAACAUCCUGAGCAGACUUGCCCUGUCCACCACAGACACUUUGUAAAUACCAGGAAAGGACUUGACAGGAGUUUUUUUCAAUCCCCCCCUCCCAGAAUAUUUUGGGGAAAAAUAUUUGAGAAUACGUGAGAAAAGUCUCCAUCAACCAGGUCACAGUGAACCAGAAGUGCUUUAAGGUCAGGCAACUGGACUUCUUGUCUGUGUUUUUGAAGAAUGCAACAGAUACAUUUGGAUAAACAGUUUGUUGUGUGAUCACUGAUGUUACCAUAUACAUCUGCAAAGGAAUGUUUUGCUUUUUUAUUAAUAUUGAGGAAUAAAUAUAAAUCAAUAUCAA
Fundulus heteroclitus (mummichog) is the source of this 1243-nucleotide messenger RNA. RefSeq names its product calcium homeostasis modulator protein 6. Gene Ontology annotation, molecular function: monoatomic cation channel activity. The record is from RefSeq and is a predicted model, not a curated record. NCBI's taxonomy places the organism in Eukaryota, Metazoa, Chordata, Actinopteri, Cyprinodontiformes, Fundulidae. The transcript is spliced from 2 exons. The coding region runs from base 303 to 920 and encodes 205 amino acids.